Molecule: messenger RNA, 789 nt
Organism: Acaromyces ingoldii
Lineage: Eukaryota; Fungi; Basidiomycota; Exobasidiomycetes; Exobasidiales; Cryptobasidiaceae
Product: NIPSNAP-domain-containing protein
Exons: 3
Coding region: 1-789 (262 amino acids)
Cellular component (GO): mitochondrion
Source: RefSeq, a predicted model, not a curated record
AUGGCCCAAUUGGCCGACGACAAGAAGAAUGCCCCGCGUCAGGGCCUGCUCAAGUCGCUCCUCCACGGCUCAGAGAGCGCCAGGGAGGACGGGAUGACGUCGCAGAGCCAGAGCCACAGUAACACAGUCGGGCGGGGAAAGUACAUUCACGAGAUCCAGAGACACGUUGUGCGGCCUGACCAAGUCGACGCAUACAAGGCGAUCCUUGCCGAGCACUACCCCAAGCUCGCCCAGGACGCGCCAGUGCGUCUCAUUGGGUCCUGGGAGGUCGUCGUGGGCGAGCUCGAGACCUUCUACCACAUCUGGGAGUACGAUGGAUAUGAGGGCUACGACCGCUGCAGCGCUGCUCUGGCCAAGUCGGAGCAGUUUGCGUCGCUCAACAAGCAGCUCCGCAGCACCCUCGGCUCGCGCUCCAGCUGGCUCACGCAGGAGUUUGCCUUUUGGAAGACGAGCCCGCCUCGCGAAUCGGGCGUCAAAGACCCCAUCUACGAGCUGCGCACCUACCACCUCAGGCCAGGCACCCUUCUCGAGUGGGAGUCCAACUGGCGCCGAGGACUCGAGGCUCGCAAGCGCUUCGUCGAGCCCAUCGCAGCUUACUUUAGCCAGAUUGGCCAGCUGCACACCGUCCAGCACAUCUGGCGCUACGAGUCACUGGACCAGCGAAAGAAGACGAGGGACGCCGCAUGGCAGGUCGAGACGUGGAACGACACGGUGACGCAGACGGUCAAGCUCAUCGACAAGAUGCACGCCCAGAUCAUGAGGCCACUGCCCUUCAGUCCGUUCCAGUAA